This is a messenger RNA of Erythranthe guttata (spotted monkey flower), 1863 nucleotides long. The record is from RefSeq and is a predicted model, not a curated record. Lineage: Eukaryota; Viridiplantae; Streptophyta; Magnoliopsida; Lamiales; Phrymaceae.
GAUCCGGUCAAUUUCAACAUUUCGGCCUACCAUUAAAUCCAGCCCAAAGUAAGGCAAAAGCCAUGAAAACAAGCUAUUGGCGAGAGACAAACAGAUGGCAGCAAAUAGAUGUCAGAGGUCUCGGGCAAAGUAACAGACCAACAGACGACGGGCGAGCAUCGAAACGUUAGCCAAACUAGUAGUCUAACAACAUUUAAUGCAUAUCCCAUCAAAUUCACUUCAGGGUAUAGUUACUUUUGGCACAUGAGACAUGAGAUAGUAAAUGCUAUUGAAGAGAUUUGGGUUCCAGAGAUAUUUUUACUGGCAGUGAUCGAAUGGAUUAAACUGAGCCGAAGGAAUAACUAAAGUACGUCCCUCUGUCCCCUAUAAAUACGCAACGCACUAAGCCAUACAUGGUAACAACACACGCAUUAUUGGCUAGUAUAUUCAAGAAGAAACCAUAGUUCGUACGUUUAAUAUUUUUUUUAUUCUUAAUCUAAAUACAAAAAUAACAAGGGAAAAUGAGAUAUUCCCCCUAAUUUUGAAAAUAUAUAUAAGGAGAACCAAUAUUUUUUUCCGCUUUAGUUAAAAACAUAAAUUCUUAUCUUAAUUAGUGUGACCCCUUUAGGCAACUUAAAAUACCUGUUUUGCCCUUUAGUUGCCCUUAACCCCCUAACCUUAUCUCUUCCUCUUCCACACGCUAUUAUAUCUCUUCCUCUCUCAAUAUCUCGUCAUCUAUCCCUCUCUCUAACUUUCUCUCACCAAAUUCCAGCGACAAAAGAUGGCUCCCAGACCAGCAGAAAAGAAGAUGGUCGUCGGCGGAGAGAAGAAGAAGAAGAAGAGCGUGGAAACGUACAAGAUCUACAUCUUCAAGGUGUUGAAGCAGGUUAACCCACAAACCCUCAACCCUUCAAGAGUUGCUCCCCCUUCGGCUGCUCCUCCGAAUUAUUCUUUGGUUAUUACUCCCUGUACGGACACGUGGAGAAUAUGGCAAGAGAAAUACAAAGGGGUGCUAACUCAGUUCCUGAUGUUGAAGCUACUCUUUGGCAGAUACCGGAGACGCUACCUAGUCGUAUAUUAGAGAAGAUGAAGGCUCCCGAAAAGGCAGAUGAUGUGGCCGAGAUUAGGCCCGAACAGCUGCUCGAGGCGGAUGGAUUUAUAUUCGGUUUUCCGUCACGUUUCGGUGUGAUGGCUGCACAGUGCAAAGCAUUUUUCGAUGCUACCGGAGGAAUAUGGGCCACACAAGCUCUCGCCGGCAAGCCGGCCGGAAUCUUCUGGAGCACUGGGUUCCAUGGCGGCGGUCAGGAACUCACCGCAUUGACAGCGAUAACACAGCUGGCACAUCACGGAAUGAUAUACGUCCCGUUGGGAUAUACAUUCGGAAGUGGAAUGUACGAGAUGGAACAAGUGAAGGGUGGUUCUCCUUACGGUGCUGGCACUUAUGCCGCUGACGGCUCACGUCAGCCGACGCAGCUCGAACUUGACCAAGCGUUUCAUCAGGGUAAGUACGUUGCCCAAAUUACAAAAAAGCUCAAGAUUUAGAAAUCUUGUGUACUAUAACAAUUCAUGCACAUAAUAAAUAAGUGGGAUUAUGGGAAAUUUUACAUGCACAAUUCAUGCACAUAAUAAAUAAGUGGGAUUAUGGGAAAUUUUACUUGCAUAUAUAUGUUCGAAAAAUUGAGCUUUAUUUAACAGCCUUGUAUAGAGGUUCACAGUCUAUCUUAAUUAUUUUCUCGAUGCAACGAAAUAAUGGUAUAAAUUAUAAUUAUAUUCUUAAGGAGGAUAAUGACUGGUUCCGACUCGAACCCAUGGCCAAUUAGGUCACAUGCUCGAUACAUAAAGACAUGUCACAAUUAGACGAUGGUAAAGAAACUGAUUAUUGUC